UAACGUCCCUUUAAAUUUGACAGGUUGUACACGAAAACCACAGAUGUAUUUUUGAAGUUUUGGAAUAGAAAGGCACUGACUUCUGGCAUCGAAACUCGUCUGCUAAGAAGUAACUUAACAUGGCUUCUCCUCUGAAGGACCCACAGAUCGCCAAAAAGCUGGUGGAGAGUCUUCAGGGAGAUUUGAGGUCGCUGUCGGCUGAGGGGAAGAGAAAAUAUCCGCACGUCAAAGAGGCGUCAGAACAAAUUCAGUUGAAGUUGCGAACAAUUUGUACAAAGAGCGAGGAUGUAAUGUCAGGAUUGGUUCCCGCCAGUGCUGAGAUAAUCCAGCCCUUUGUGAUGGGAUGCGACACCAAGAAUCCAAAGAUCGUCCAAUUAUGUCUGACCUCUGUCCAAAAGCUCAUCUCCCACGAAGCCAUUUCUGUUACUGCGGCUGACAAUAUACUGGGCAUGCUAUGGAAUCUAAUGGAAGCAGGACUAGAGGAACUCAAACUGUUACAAACAGCCAUAAUCCUGAUUACCACAAACUCUGUGGUACAACACGACUCAUUGGCCAAGGCUUUAGUUCUUUGUUUUCGACUUCACUUUACCAAGGACAGUACAACGAUAAAUACUGCUGCGGCCACCAUUAAACACUUGGUCAGCUGUGUGUUUGAAAGAGUGGUCACUGAGGAUAAAGUUCCGCUUCAAGCUUCAACAAGUGAAGUGAGUCUAGAGGAGCUGAAGAACCACAGUAAGACCCCGCCGCAUUCCUUGCGCCCCUGUGCAGGUGAUGCCUACCUGUUAUUUCAGGACCUCUGUCAGCUAGUGAAUGCUGAUCAGCCAUUUUGGUUGGUUGGAAUGACUGAGAUGACCCGCACGUUUGGGUUGGAGCUGCUGGAGGCCGUAUUAACCGCAUUUCCACAAAUAUUUCUACAGCAUAAAGAGUUCAGCUUCCAGCUGAAAGAGAAGGUGUGCCCACUGGUCAUAAAGCUCUUCUCCCCGAGCCUGAAGUACCGCCAGGGAAUGCCACCUCCCCCCUCCCCCACCCCGGUGGAGAGACCGUUCUUUCCCAUAGUCAUGAGGCUCCUCAGAAUCGUCUGUGCCCUGAUCAAACAUUAUUACUGUAUUCUGGUGACAGAAUGUGAGAUCUUCUUGUCUCUGUUGGUCAAGUUCUUGGAUUCAGAGAAGCCCAAUUGGCAGAGAUGUCUGGCUCUGGAGGUGCUUCAUAAGCUUAGUGUACAGCCUGACUUACUGAGGUCUUUCACACAGAGUUACGACAUGAAGCUCCACUCCACAAAGAUUUUCCGGGACAUCGUGAAUGGCGUGGGGACUUAUAUUCAGUCUCAGUUUAUGAACCCUUCCCUAAGCACAACCACUACAGGUAACAAAACCCCGGACACUCAUGGAACCCCUCCUGCCCUGGUUGGAGGUCUGCCUGUGGGUGGGGGUGUGACCCCCCAGGCAGCCUUCAUGUAUAGGGGGGUGUGGAUCCCCAUAGUGUUCACCGUCCCUGCAGGACAAGCAAGACCCACAUAUCUGGAGAUGCUGGAUAAAGUGGACCCUCCCACCAUUGCCGAUGGUUACGGCCUCUCUUUGGCCUUCUACUGCCUACUAGAGGUCGUCAAAAGUGUCCGCAUUCUAGUGCAGGGAGAACCAGUCAAUGAAAACCAGUCACAAACUAGCUCAAUCAAAAAGAAUAUAUCGGCGGAGGAGCGUGGACUUGACGAGGAGUUGAUCAAUUCGUCGUGGUGCGGAUUACUGGCUGCGCUAUCUCUCCUACUGGAUGCAAGCACUGACGAGAGCGCCACCGAGGCGGUGCUGAAGUCGAUGAAGAUGUUCGGGGAACUCUGUGGGGAGCUGGAGAUGACCACCCCCCGGGACGCCUUCAUCACUGCCCUCUGUAAGGCGUCCCUCCCCCCUCACUACACCCUCACCAUCCUCAACUCUACAGCAGCCGCGCAGAACCAAGGGCUGCAGUCAAAAGAUCACUCUAGAUCCUCUAGUCAAGAUUUAGCUUCCUUAGCAACAGAGUCAGUGGAGCGAAGCCAGGUGGUUGCCGUGGGAACGCCAUUACCUACAGCAUCACUUCCUGCAGGGGCUCACCAGGGGCCAGUCAUGCUGACAGCCAAGAAUAUCCAGUGUAUGCGGUCCUUGCUGUCGGUGGCACAUUGUAAUGGGGGGGUCCUUGGAACAGCCUGGCAUCUCGUGCUGACCACUUUACAGCACUUGGUAUGGAUUUUGGGUCUGAAACCUUCAGCAGGAGGAAGCUUAAAAGCUAGUCAGCAGAUCUCUGAUAGUUCAAACGCAGUGAUCACCACGGCCGUCAUGUCCGAUCUACCAGUCCUGGCAUCCAUGUUGUCCAGACUCUUUGAGAGUUCACAAUACCUUGAUGAAGUUGCUCUCCACCAUUUGAUUGAUGCCCUGUGUAAGCUGAGCAGUGAGUCCAUGGAACUGGCCUACACCAACAGAGUACUCUACUUUUCAUGGGAUGCAGAACCGUCCCUGUUUGCUGUUGCUAAGCUACUGGAGACAGGACUAGUCAAUCUGCACAGAGUGGAGGUGCUAUGGCGACCAGUGACCAAUCAUCUGUUAGAGGUGUGUCAACACCCACACCAGGGCAUGCGGUGCUGGGGGGCAGAGGCUGUGACCACAAUGGUGAAGGCUGCCCUCAGUCACAAAUACGACACCGAGCUCCAUCAAAACGUGAAGCUACAGUCGAUGAUUCUGGGGCCCCUGCAGGAGCUGUCCUACAUACCCCAGGCUGACAUCAGACAGAGACAGCUAGAGUGUGUCCUUCAGGUCCUCCACAACAAUGGGGACAAACUGGUGCAUGGCUGGCCCCUCAUACUGGGGGUCAUAGGGGCACUCAACAACGACCAGGGGGAGAAGCUAAUUCAGACGGCCUUUCAGAGUCUGCAGUUGGUUGUUACGGAUUACCUUCCCAUCAUUCCUUGUGUUUACUUACAAAACUGUGUAGAGGUGGCAGCAAAAUUCGGUCUCCAGAACCGGGAACUUAACAUAAGUCUCACAGCCAUUGGACUUCUGUGGAACAUUUCUGAUUUUUUCUACCAAAAUCGACAACGAAUCGAGAGCGAGUUGGCAGCUGCCCAGUCACGGGAGCCAGGGAGUGAUGUCCCUGGGGGUGAGGUGCCUCCGUUCGAUGCCCUGUGGAUGAGUCUGUACGUCAAGCAGGGUGAGCUGUGUGUGGACCAGAGACCGGCGGUCAGGAAGUCGGCCGGACAGACACUGUUCUCCACCAUCAGUGCUCACGGCGGGCUCCUUCAGACCAACACCUGGAAGAAGGUGGUCUGGCAGGUGCUGUUUCCACUACUGGAGAAUGUACAGAAAUUAUCCAGCACCGCCUCCAAUGUCAAAGACGAGGCCGCCACUGGCAACAUUUUAAUCCACCACUCGCGGGAUACAGCUGAGAAGCAGUGGGCCGAGACCUGUGUUCUCUCACUGGCCGGGGUCGCUCGCACCUUCAAUGCCAAGAGGAAAGUUUUACAGACCAUCGGUGAUUUUCCUCGGGCCUGGUCCCUACUGUUAGAGUAUAUAGAAACAAACGCGAUGUGCAAUAACGCAGAAGUCUCUCUGGCUGCACUGAAGUCUUUCCAGGAAAUUCUACAGAUGAGCGGUGACCCAAAGGACAAGUCAGAUGAUCUGUUGACCUUGAUGAAGCCUCCUUCUGAGGUUGUGAUGUCAAGGUCAGAGGACACUAGCAAGGCAUUGCCAAGGUCAUCAAGUGAAGAUAGUGACCUCGACCUUGCCCUAUGGACAGCUGCAUGGAAAGUGUGGUUAAACAUUGGAACCAGUGCCACCAAGCCGCCCCCUUCCCCCGGGGGUAAGGCACCUGACCGAGGGGUGUAUGUUCCCUCCCAGGCCUUUCUGACAGCCCUGAUUCAGACUUUUCCGCCUCUGUUUGAACACAUCAAGACCCGUUUUGUGGCAGCCGAUUUACAGAAGUUGUCAUCAGUACUGAAAACCGCCCUCUGUGUUCCUGUCCAUGGCGACGCGUCACCUUUCAUUAUCCCAUCUUUCCCCGACGUCACCACAACGCCCCUACAAGAGGCUUCACUUGCUGCAAUGGAGGUUCUCAUAAAGGCUGUACAGUCUGGACCAGAGUCCAUGCAGUCUAUGUAUCCAGACAUCUUUGACCAACUGCUGACCUUCGUUGAGUUCGGAGUCCAGGUCCCAAAGUUUGGACAGCUGGAGGCAAAAGCCUUUGGGGCUGUUAAAGGUCCACAGGUGGACUGGGUGACCAUGAACUUUGUCCCCUUUGCUGAAAAGUCUGUGGAGAUGGUGGUGAAUCUGUAUGGGGUCAGCGCCAAGCAUCCAGUCGUUGUGCAGGCUCAUGUUCUCCAGAAAAUAAUUCAGACGUUCCGCCUCCCCCUGAGUUACAAGUACACCUGUCCGUCUCCAUCUACCUGGGUGCUGGUGAUUAACUCUCUUCUGACUGUCCUGGGGGUGGGGUUACCUGUAGCCAGAAAGCAAGGAGCAGCAUUUCAAGACAUGUGGGGGGAACUGGCCAGGACCUUGGAGGACUUCUUGUUUCCCAAACAACCCUCUCCAUCUACCUUAUCAAUGGAGGAUUUCCAGAGAGAUGAAGCCAUUGACUGCAAGGUUAUUCAGAUGAUCAGAGAUGACAUCCUGUCCUACUCCUCCACCAUCCCUGCCGACUUUGUCAAACAGAUCAUGAAACUCCUCAACAGGGGCUCCAUCCACUCCACAUCUUCUGACUCGUUCAUAGACACAGAUUCCAGCAAAAAACUACGGGAAGAAUUUGCCAAGACCUGCUUUGAAACCCUUCUCCAGUUCUCUUUCAUCAACAAGUCUAAAGGUGAGGAGGGAGGAAUAACCAAGAUGGCGGUGAUGUCACUUCUACAGCGGUGCCAGGAAGUGGUGCGUAAACACGUGGAUGAUGAACGACUCAGCGGAAAGUGUCCGCUUCCUAGACCUCGGUUGGCUGAGAUGGCCUCUGUCCUAAAGGCAAUCACCACAUUAUUGAGGUCACUAAAGCAAGCCCCACCAGGAAACGUAGAGAAACCAGUCUGGAAACUGGUUCUCCAGCUGUAUCCUUGUCUGGUGGACUGUACCACCUCCCCCUCUCCCAGCGUAUGUAAGGCACUCAGGGACGCCCUCCACGAGUAUGCUGACCUUCUCUCACCCCCGGCAACUGUCAUCACCAACGGGACAACCUGACACCUGAUCAAACCACCAGGAACAAAGUCAGACCAGGCCAGGAGCCUGGAGCUUGAGUGGAGUCACCCAUGUCGUGGUGGUUGGGUUUAGUCAUGUGAUAGUCAUGUGACCAUACAAGAGGAUAGACAUUUGUUUUGUGAUGGAAUGAGAACUUGAUCAAGAUUGAGACUUGAUAAAGAAGAAAGUUUGGACCAGGUCUUUUGUUUUAUUGACAUAUUCAUUUCAUACACACCGUAUUUAUCAAGGACGAUAGCUGUUGCAUUAAAAAUGUUAAAUAUUUUUUGUUAAUAUAUUAUUGUAUGGAGUGCUUGAACAUUCAUUUAAAUGUAGCAUGCUAGUCUUGGAAUGCAUCUUCAGAAAAUAGAUUACAAGGGGCUUCUACUGCAUUUACUUGAUCACAAGAAAUAUAGUGAAUGGUUGUGCGUGUUCUUGUUACUCCAUCAUAAAAUGACUGGGGGAUCUGGUGUUGAACGUAUCAUUAUUCAACAGUUCUUCAUUGCAAUUUUGAAUAGAUAAUUACCGAUAGUACCAUAUACAUAUAUUGCUGAUAUAUGUAGACUUCAAUGAUGUCUGAAAUACACAAAUCAAGCAUAUUUUUUUAUAUGAUUCUUUAUUUAACAGAUUGCUAGCAGAAUAAAAUAAUAUUUAUAUCAUUCAAUGCAUAUUUCACAAGCUUUUAACAACUAUGAGCUUCUAUUAUGGCUCUGACUGGGAGAUAAACAAAAUUACAUAUUUUUUGUUGCUAGGCUAGAAUAGUCUGUUUGGCAAAAAUAAUGUCCACUGUAUACAUUUGUUUAGAAACUGGUUGAUUUCAAUGUACAUCUUAUAUUUUUUAAAAGUAUGAGAUAAAUUUUUGAUUGAAGAGGCUUAUCUGAUACCAUUAAAAUCGAAUUUCAAAACCAAAAGUCAACAUAGUUGGUGAUAUGUGAUGUGUUGAAGUAUAUAUCUUAAUAAAUGUUAUUUAUACUAUCCUAGAUUUUAGGAUUUUUUUUGUAUUGACAGUAAUAUUAUACAUUGUGAAUUUGUUUAUAUAGAAAAUCUAUUUUGCUUACUGAUAGAUAAAUAAUAACUUAGCUUUA
Messenger RNA from Magallana angulata, 6259 nucleotides. Its product is annotated as protein MON2 homolog. Lineage: Eukaryota; Metazoa; Mollusca; Bivalvia; Ostreida; Ostreidae. The transcript has 36 exons. Bases 120 to 5180 code for a protein of 1686 amino acids. The record is from RefSeq and is a predicted model, not a curated record.